UUCUGUGCCAGCCAGAGGUGUGUUUCGGCUCCACUCUCUGUAUCUCUGGGUAGCAGCACCCCACCGUGUAGCCAGCCUAAGUGCCAUGUCUAACAGCUUUGUUGGCAAAGGGUUACAGCUCAUUUGAAGGGGAAGGUAGCACCUUGCUUUGAGGAGGACAGAAGAUAAAAGAAGACUGACCAGUUGCAGAGAGAGGGGGGAUAUAACUGACAACCUCCCCCUCGCCUUACCAAACCAGCAAAAACGGAAGGCUUUGGAGUAUUCAAUUUUUUCUUUCGUUUUAUAUUUUUCUUAUUCCUCAUCGCGGUGCUGGGAGGUGCUUCAUCUUUUCACAUAGUCUCUAUCUCCGUCAUUUGCCUCCUCAUCUAUUUCUCCAUCUACAUGUUGUAUAAUUUUGUCUAUUUAUGAGUGAGAGAAAAAAGGAAGGAAGGAGUUUGUUUAAUUUUUGUCCUUUCCUUCCGCCUUUCCACUCCUUCCCCCCCUUUAACCAAACCAUAUCAUACCUGUCAGUUCCUCCUUGCCAUUUUAUUUCUAGCUGCUGCCAUCAGUUAAUUAUUCCCCAUCCCACGCCUCUUUCUGUCUCUAAAGUCUGAUGUUAUAUGAACUUGGAUGAAUUUUCUUCAAAGACAACUCAAAAACUCCUCAUGAAUGACUAUUUUUUUCCCUUUUCCUUCUCUUUUGGUCCCUCCACUCCCAUUUUCUUUGCAUCACACUAUUGCGGGAUUCUUAAAUGUUACUCUAGAAAAGAGUUAAUUAGACUGAGAACAAGGAGAGCACAGAGCGGGCUGGAAAACUGAUCAUCAUGACUGGCUAAAGCAAAGCCAAGGCAAGAAAGCCAAAGAAGAAGAAGAAGAAGAAGGAAGGGAGGGAAGAAGAAGAGGAGUACGUACACACCCACUGCUGCUCAUCUCCUCAUCUCCACAUCUCCACGGCAACUGCGUUCACAUGCUUGCAGACUUCUGGGAGGAGACCUUGGCGAGCUGCAUCACCAGUGUUGGAGGAAAGAGAAAAAGAGUCGGAUGGAAAGAGCGCCCCUUCAUCCUUCUAUUGUUAUACCAUCUAUUAUCUUUCAGUUUAGUUCAUUAAAUUCAUAAGCAGGCUGCCAUUUUGAGUUGAUGGUUAGCUUUGAAAGUCUUCCAAGGCCUGAGUCUAAAGCAUAUUUCAACCAGGAUAGUUUAGCAGAUUGAUCUUUUUUUGGGCCUUUUUAAGAUGUAGAAAUCCUUGUUUCUAUAGAAUUAAGUGUCCUUUGUACAUAAAAUUACACUUUAAAAACAGUCCUCCUGCCACUUCCACAUACUGACAACGCCCCAGCCUUGCCCACCUCCACCCUCAGUCAACCCAACACUCACCUCUAACCCUGCAAGACCCCACCUCAGUCUUCUCUGCGUGACUUCCUCUGUCUACCAUCCCUUCAUCCGAGGCUAUGAGAGGAGGAGUCGAAUCCCAGAUCACUCCAUCAUGCCAGUUCUGAAGAGUAGAGAGGAGAUCCGGGCUGGCAAUGUUAAAGGGACGGCAUUUACACUCCACAAUGCUUGUCAGCCUCCACCCUUCUCCCUCCCGUCUUCAGGACAAGCGCUUUGUUUCCCCCCAUUCUCCCCCCCAGGACCAGUCCUCGCAUCAUCCUCGGCUCACCCUGCCCUUCCUCUCCCUGUCCUUCUCUCUGAUCCUCCUCUCUAUGCUCCUCUUACCCGUCUGCGAAUCUCGCAGGGGUGGAGGUCCAGGCACAGGGCCUGGAGGUGCCCCAGGGGGACAAGGGGGCCAGAGGGGAGGUGGCACCCAGCGGGGCGUUGUUAUCCCUCCUCAAUACUCUCCUGCCUUACCGGCUCUUCCACCAAUCAAUCCCAAGCUGAUCACUUCACUCAGUAUAGCAGUCAUCCUGGUGGGCAACUCUAGUGAAGUAACCCUGGGGGUUGGACUUGAGAAAGAGGACUUCCUCCACAUCCCUUACCCUCCCAAAGUUGAGGUGGUCACCAUGAAUGAGACCGACCCCAAGAGUAUCAUCAAUCGGAUUUGCGCACAAAUGAUGAGGAACUCCCUGCAAGGCGUAGUGUUUGGUGAUGACACGGACCAGGAGGCCAUUGCUCAGAUCCUGGACUUCAUCUCUGCCCAGACACACAUCCCCAUCCUGGGCAUCAGGGGAGGCUCCUCCAUGGUCAUGGCUGCCAAGGAUGACCAUUCCAUGUUUUUCCAGUUUGGUCCUUCCAUUGAGCAGCAGGCCUCCGUCAUGUUGAACAUCAUGGAGGAGUAUGACUGGUACAUCUUCUCAAUAGUCACAACGUACUACCCUGGCUACCAGGACUUUGUCAACAAGGUGCGCAGUACCAUCGAUAACAGCUUUGUGGGAUGGGAGCUAGAAGAAGUCUUCCUACUGGACAUGUCCGUAGAUGACGGAGACUCCAAGAUCCAAAACCAGCUAAAGAAACUCCAGAGUCCUGUAAUUCUACUGUACUGCACAAAGGAGGAGGCCACCACUAUCUUCGAGGUGGCCCAUUCUGUGGGCCUCACAGGUUAUGGCUUCACCUGGAUCGUGCCCUCACUGGUGGCUGGAGAUGCAGACCACGUUCCCUCUGUCUUCCCUACAGGGCUUAUCUCGGUGUCAUAUGACGAAUGGGACUACAACAUCGAGGCCAGGGUACGUGAUGCAGUGGCUGUCAUUGCCACGGCGACCUCCACUAUGAUGCUGGACCGGGGACCACAUACCCUGCUAAAAUCAAGCUGCCAAGGAACACCUGACAAAAAGAGCUCCAACACCGGCCACUCCAAGGAGAUACUGAAGUACCUCAUGAAUGUGACAUUUGAAGGCCGAAACCUGUCAUUUAGUGAAAAGGGUCACCAGAUGUUUCCCAAACUGGUCAUCAUUCUUCUAGACAAGGACAGACAAUGGGACAGGGUUGGCAAGUGGGAGAGAGGCUCGCUGACGAUGAGGUACCAUGUAUGGCCUCGCUUUGAGCUCUACUCUGCAGCAGAGGAGCGGGAGGACCACCUGUCCAUCGUCACUCUGGAGGAGGCACCGUUUGUCAUUGUAGAGGACGUGGACCCGCUCAGUGGGACCUGCAUGAGGAACACUGUGCCGUGCCGCAAACAGCUCAAAUUGAGCAAUCAGACCGGUGAUUCAGGGAUUUACAUCAAGCGCUGCUGCAAAGGUUUCUGUAUUGACAUCCUAAAGAAGAUUGCCAAGGCGGUCAAGUUCACUUACGACCUCUACCUGGUCACCAAUGGCAAACAUGGAAAGAAGGUUAACGGGACAUGGAACGGCAUGGUUGGGGAGGUGGUGUUAAAGAAUGCCCACAUGGCAGUGGGUUCACUCACCAUCAACGAGGAGAGGUCAGAGGUCAUUGACUUCUCUGUGCCCUUUAUUGAGACAGGGAUCAGUGUCAUGGUCUCUCGUAGCAACGGCACAGUAUCCCCGUCCGCCUUUCUUGAGCCCUUCAGUGCUGAUGUUUGGGUGAUGAUGUUUGUGAUGUUGCUGUUGGUGUCCGCCGUGGCUGUGUUUGUGUUUGAGUACUUCAGCCCGGUGGGUUACAAUCGCUGCCUGGCAGAUGGGCGAGAGCCCGGCGGUCCCUCCUUCACCAUUGGUAAGGCCAUCUGGCUGCUUUGGGGUCUGGUUUUCAACAACUCUGUCCCCGUUCAGAAUCCCAAAGGUACCACCAGUAAGAUCAUGGUGUCAGUGUGGGCCUUCUUCGCUGUCAUCUUCCUGGCCUCCUACACUGCCAACCUGGCUGCCUUCAUGAUCCAGGAGGAGUAUGUCGACCAGGUGUCGGGCCUGUCGGAUAAAAAGUUCCAGAAGCCUAACGAAUUCUCACCGCCAUUCCGGUUUGGCACGGUGCCCAAUGGGAGUACAGAGCGCAACAUCCGCAACAACUACCGGGACAUGCAUACUUACAUGACCAGCUUCCACCAGAAGAAUGUAGAUGAAGCGCUGCACAGUCUGAAGACCGGCAAACUGGAUGCCUUCAUCUACGACGCUGCCGUGCUGAACUACAUGGCGGGCAGAGACGAGGGCUGUAAGCUGGUCACAAUCGGGAGUGGCAAGGUGUUCGCCUCCACCGGGUACGGCAUUGCCAUCCAGAAAAACUCUGGCUGGAAACGAGCUGUGGAUCUGGCUAUCCUAAUGCUCUUUGGAGAUGGUGAUAUGGAGGAGUUUGAGGCCUUGUGGCUGACAGGCAUCUGCCACAAUGAGAAGAACGAGGUGAUGAGCAGUCAGCUGGAUGUAGACAACAUGGCGGGGGUCUUCUACAUGCUUGGGGCCGCCAUGAUUCUCUCAUUAAUCACCUUCAUCUGUGAACAUUGGUUCUACUGGCAGCUGCGCUUCUGCUUCAUGGGCGUGUGCUCAGGACAGCCCGGGGCCACUUUCUCCAUUAGCAGAGGUAUCUACAGCUGCAUCCACGGGGUACAAAUUGAGGAAAACAAGUCAACCAUAGACUCGCCCUCGGCAUCCAUGAAGAAGAACAUGAACAACACACACUCCAACAUACUGCGGUUGCUUCGCACUGCCAAGGACAUGACUGCCGUCCCGGGCAUUAACGGCUCUCCCCACGCCGCCCUGGAGUACAGCCACAGCGGCCGUGACUCGGCUAUCUAUGACAUCCAGGAGCACCGGCGCAGCUUGGUGGGUCACCCUGCCGAUUGCAAGUCAGCACCACCCUACCUGCCAGAGGACAACAUGUUCAGUGACUACAUCAGCGAGGUGGAGAGGACUUUUGGCAACUUGCCCCUGAAGGACAACAACCUGUACCAGGACCAUUACCUGCACCACCACCCGGCCUCGGCUCUGGGUAUGUCCGGCCCCCCGCCUAAUAGGCCGCGUAGCUUAGGCAGCACUAGCUCGUUGGAGGGGGGCAUGUUUGAUUGCGACAGUUUAGGGGGAGGGGUAGCACCCAUCUUCACCACCCAGCCCCGUCCUUCCAUGACUCAGAGGAAUACCAAUAAAUUUGACCUGAUUGCUGGCCACACCCCUGCGGAUUCCACCCAGGGUGGGUUCAAGGGAAACAAUGUGUACGGGAGGUUUUCUUUCAAAGGAGGUGCAUCCAGCACGGGGCUCAUCGGGGGUCAUGACAGGUACUGUGGAGGGGGCGGGGGAGGCUCAGGGGGGGAUGAUGGGAACAUUCGCUCGGAUGUUUCGGAUAUCUCUACGCACACCGUCACCUACGGCAACCUGGAGGGCAACAACAAGCGGCGUAAGCAGUACAGGGACAGCCUGAAAAAGAGGCCAGCUUCGGCUAAGUGCAGACGGGAGCAGGACGAGAUAGAGCUGAGCGGCCUCAGGAGGAGAGCCCACCACCACACCGUCCACCACCACUUCCCCCAUGGGCCCCUGGCGCACCGCACGGUCUCACCUCCCCUGGAGCGGAAGAGAGGAGGAGGAGGGGGUAAUUCUUCACCUUACAUAUUCCGCAAAGACAAAGAGAACCUGAGGGAUUUCUAUGCGGACCAGUUCUGCUCCAAGGAGGGCAAGGCCAAGUGGGAGCAAGAGGGUGGAAAUGGAGGAAGUGGUGUGGGCGGUGGUAGUGGUGGUGGUAUCUGUAAAAGCUUAGUACCUGUGGAAGACUUCCUUAAAGGUAAAGGCAAGAAGCCGGAGUGCAAAGGUGGGCUUGGCUCAGUGUUGGCAGGGCAGCAGGCCCACACCUGCUGGGAUAAGGGGGUUUCUGGGCUAGGAGGAGGGGGCAUAGCAGGGGGUGACUGGGAUUGUCGUAACAGCCACAAUGUGUGUCACCACGGAGGAGGUGGCGCUUGCCCGACUAGCGGGGUCGGGGGUUGCACCAGUCGCCCCAGCUCCGCUAGCUGCAAACGCUGUGACUCCUGUAAGAUUCCGCCAAGCAACCUUUACAACAUCAGCGAGGAUAUGGUGUUUGCUGGAAUGAAGAGUAGCGUAGGACCCAGCCAAAUGCUAACCCAGGCACAGCGCAGGAAGCUAGGACCAGGUGGGAGGGUGUUACGGAGGCAACACUCGUAUGACACAUUUGUGGAUCUGCAGAGGGAGGGGGCAGGCCGCAUGGGAGGGGCUGGCGGUGGAGUUGGGGGGCAGUUUCCCCAGCCUCGAAGUGUGAGCUUGAAAGACAAAGACCGCUUCAUGGAGGGCCCCAGCCCUUACGCACACAUGUUUGAGAGGUAUGCAGGUGAAAGGGAGUCUUCCAUGUUUGGAGGAAUAGGAGGGGAUAGGGCGAAGGGAGGCUCCUCCUUCAGUUUGUUCCAUGGAGGCGAAGGUGGGUUACAUCAGCGGUCGGUGGGGGAGAGAGACCUGAGGGACAGAGAUAGAGCUAUGAUGGGAGGUGGGGGCAGUGGUGGUGGUAGCAGCAGAGGGGCCGGGACUUACUCCUUGUCUAAAUCUCUCUACCCAGAUAAGGUGAACCAGAACCCCUUCAUCCCAGCCUUCGGCGACGACCAGUGUCUAUUACACGGCGCCAAACCGUACUACGUCAAAAAGCCACAGACGCAACAGCAGCAGCAGCAACUUCUCAACAACAGUCGAGGAGGAGGGGACUUCCACAGCUCCAUGGGAGCAGCUUCCUAUUUGCCCGCGUCCGCCACAGCUGGGGUGAUGUCCAAUGUGGCCCCCAGGUUCCCCAAAGAGCUGUGUCUGGGCGGGGUGGGAGGGCCCAUGGGGAACCACCACGGGGCCAGCAAGCUACUGCCAGUGGGCAGGGACACGUUAGGUCUGGGGCAGGGACAGAGAUCCUUCAACGGUGCCAGCAAUGGACACGUCUAUGAAAAGCUCUCCAGCAUUGAGUCAGACGUCUGAGGGGUAAGACGGAGGAAGAAAGAGAGGGAGGAGAUGAAGUGGGUGAAGAAAAGAGGAAGCAAAACAUACAGAUGCUUGUGACCUCUCUGUGUGAAGACAAUGAGGGGACACAAUACUGUGUGUGUUGUUCUCACUGCUCUAAAUGGAAAGAAUUUGGACGAUGCACAGAGGCCACUGCAGGCUAAGCUGUGAUGUCCGGCGGGAGACAAGUUUUUAAUGAGAAGAGCGGAAUCUGGUGCUGCUCUGUAAGAUUGGGAGGAGGGGGGGGGAAAGUGAAAUAAAAUCUUCAGUUUCUGCUCUCUUCACAUGCUCAUUGUCUUUCCCUCCCUCCUGCAGUUCCUUAACACCAAAACAAACAUUUUGUUUAACAACGGAAAUACAAUCAUGAAUGAGAUAUCAACGCUUCUGUUGAAGUAACAGGGUAAACUAAUAAAACUUGUAUUGAUAAUGUUGAUAAUAUUAUUGAAUAUUAUUCCAGUGUUUAUUGAUGAUCGGUUGGGAUUGUUUUUUCAAUUUUAUUGAUUUAAAUAGUUCAUGUUACAUAUUUGUAUGAUGUUAAUUCUUUCUUAGCCUACCAAUAUUACAGAAGACUGGUAGACCAGUCGUCAGACCUUUUUUGGGUUCCUGUAAUUUGGACUCUUUUUUGCUAUUAAUUCUUUGUUUGAUUUUUUUUUUUUUGGGGGGGACUUUUCUUACUCUUGAGUGCUGUGAAGUGUAUGUGAAAGGCAUGACUUGCUGAGUACAUUCUAUGUACUUAUACAUUUGCGAAGGUUUCUUUUUUUCAACUGCAGAAGCAACAUCAUCAUACUGAUUUGCCGUUUCCUCUUCUUUUUUUUCUGCUCGGCAGUACCAAAUGGUGGCAGUCUCACAUUUUGAGCUGGAUGUGCCUUAAAGGAUUAAUACUGAUUUUUCUACACACACAAUCUCCUGCAAACAAAGUCUAUGUGCUUUGAGUUUAAGAACACAGCUGAAAAAGUCUGACAUGGUGGUAGUUUUUGGCGUUUAACAGAUAUUAAAUUACACAGCAAAAUUUUCUGCCAUAGAGGAAUUUCCUCCAUAGAUCCCUAAGAAACAAAAGGAACCAAUACCAGCCAAAAAAAACAGCUUUGACAGAGCCAUGCCCCUGUAUGUAAAGAAAUCCCAUUUUGAACUAGAAUAUAGAGGCAUUCUAUAGAGGCAUAUAGAGCUUCUUGUUGUGUUACUCCACAAUUAUUCUAACUGCGAGUCCUUGAAAUGAUUUCUGAUGAAGUUUAACAAGCUUCCUCACUCCUCACCUCACUGUUCAUUACAGAUGAACCAGAAGCUAACUAUCCAUUAAACACAUGUAAACCCCAUUUAAUGUCCGCUUGUUGCUCCCAUUGUGUUUCAUUGGGUCUGACUCAAUUGGCUGUGACAGUUAUGCUGUUCAGGACAGGGACAUAAUGGACUCGCCGAGUGAGGCCUCUGUUGCUGGGAUGAGCAGCGGUAACGUUAAUUAUUUCAUAAUUACGGCUAUUCGCCCUGCCUUCUGUAUUACUUGGUCACAUUUGACCGAUGUGCAGAGAACAAGUGUUGAACAUUUUCCCUCUGCUGGCUUAAAGGACUACAGCAAGCUCUAGUACAUAGUCAAGCCCAAAUAAUCUCUUUACUUAGUGUUGUGAUUAUUCAUUAAUUACAUCUUUAUAGCAUGUCAUUUAAUUUAAAUUUUUUUUUUUUUUAAAGACGAGGGUUUAUAGCUCAGAAAUUAGAUAAAUAGUACAAACCGUUUGUGCUAACUAUACAGAUACUAUACUGAAUAGUGUUCCCUGUGAUUUAAAGGAAUAGUUUGACAUUUUGUGAAAUAUGCUAUUAUGCUUUUUUACCAAGCCUUAAAUUAGAAGAUUGAUACCACUCUGUACGGUUUAUACGGUGAAUAUGAAGCUAUAGCCAGCAGUAAUUAAGCUUAUCUUAGCAUAAAGACUUGGUUGAAACCAAGAGAACCUGCAGGCUCUGUCCACCUCUAAAGCUCAUGAAUUAACAAGUGAUUAUUUUUUGGGGAAAUACAAAAACCGGAGCGUAAAAAAUGGAUACGUUGGAGGAUUAUUUACAGGACUUUUUGUUGUUGUUGUUACUGUGAUGUUGUUAUGCAACCAAUAAGCCAAGAAGUAGACCAGCACAUUACCUUCCACAAAACCAUAACUUUUAGUUUUACACUACAGAAUAAAACAAAUGAGAUAAAGGUGUUGGUGUCUUUGUAGAGGUACUGGAAGGUGGAUUUAGUUUCCCCUGGACAGGCUUGUUGUUUCCACCUGUUUCUGCUAGUUGUGCUAAGGUAAACUAACUGGCUCUAGCUUUAUAUUUACCAUACAGAUGUUAAAGUGGUUUUGAUAUUUUCAUCUAUUUCACGUAAUUACCAAAAUGCCAAACUAUUCCUUAAUUUAUAUUUUUAUACUCGGAACAAGAGAACCUGGAUAAUACAAUCCCAUUCAUCAUUACUUGCACCAUUUUGCCCAAGAUCAGAUUUUUUUACCAAACAAAACAUAACAAACCCCCCCCCCCCCCCCCCAUUUAUUGUCACUUAAAGCUGACUUUUAGUCAGUUUGCCAAAUCAAAUUUUGAUACCUAAGCACAAGCAGACUGAAUGGGUUGAAUAUAUUUAGUUUGUUGUACAUUCCAGUCAAAUCUUUAGAAGACUUUUGUUCUCUUGGUUGACAAGUCAGUAUGUAUGAUAGGGGAUCUCUACUGUAAGGACUUGCAUGAAUACACUUUUCUUUAUUUCUGUUUUUAAUCUUAACUUUUCACCCAGAAAAAUUGGGUGUUUUUGAUCAAUAUUUGGAUUUUUUUUCUUAAUUACAUUGAUGAUCCAUGUAGUACUGUGCGCGUUUGUGUGCGUGUGUGUUUUUUUGCAAGAGAAGACCCCAAUCUGAACUAAAUUUCAGUUAAACUUCCAUAAAUAUGGCUAAAUUGAUUAAAGAUUUUACUAGGAUAGAAAACAUCUUUUUAUUAAUCUUCUACAAAGAUCAAUUUUCUUUCUGUGUAAAUGCUUUUAAACAAGGUUGAGGUCUUGGUUAAUACAUUCAUUGUCACUGAAGAAGCCUUUUUUUCAUUUCAACUACUUUUCCUAUCUUUUUCCUUUUGAAUAUCUCGUUUUAUUAUUUCUCUUAUUGUAUGUGCCUGGAUCCAUACGCUUGAUUACCUCUGUGUGUGCUCAUAUGGGAGAGAGACAGAGUGUGUGUGAGAGAUAACUGUUUAUUGUACAUGUACUAUAAAUCUAUGUAAAUACUUUACCUCAUGCUCAUGGACUUUUGAUAAGAAUAAAAAAAGCUGUACAAAAACACCA
This is a messenger RNA of Etheostoma cragini (Arkansas darter), 10037 nucleotides long. RefSeq names its product glutamate receptor, ionotropic, N-methyl D-aspartate 2B, genome duplicate b (gene grin2bb). Lineage: Eukaryota; Metazoa; Chordata; Actinopteri; Perciformes; Percidae. Gene Ontology annotation, molecular function: transmitter-gated monoatomic ion channel activity involved in regulation of postsynaptic membrane potential; NMDA glutamate receptor activity. The record is from RefSeq and is a predicted model, not a curated record. The transcript has 17 exons. Gene Ontology annotation, cellular component: NMDA selective glutamate receptor complex; plasma membrane; postsynaptic membrane. Bases 1499 to 6739 code for a protein of 1746 amino acids. Gene Ontology annotation, biological process: synaptic transmission, glutamatergic; monoatomic ion transport; long-term synaptic potentiation.